Messenger RNA from Hordeum vulgare subsp. vulgare (domesticated barley), 3189 nucleotides. RefSeq lists its product as uncharacterized. Bases 1 to 3189 code for a protein of 1062 amino acids. NCBI's taxonomy places the organism in Eukaryota, Viridiplantae, Streptophyta, Magnoliopsida, Poales, Poaceae. The record is from RefSeq and is a predicted model, not a curated record. The transcript has 3 exons. Gene Ontology annotation, molecular function: protein binding.
AUGCAUGCAUUAUCUGGUCUUAGAAUUAAGAUAGUAGAGGAUUUUGAUGAUGCUGUCCAACAAGUGGUUGAUGUUUUGCAUGAAAGUGAUGGUAUAGAAGGCAAAACUAAAGUAUUCUACUUUUGUGGCUGGAGCCGCGUGGGUCUGGGAGCAUCUGCUGUUCUUAGAGAUGUGGCCAAACUCCUAAAAUACAGAAUAAGUUGUGAUGAUUCUUACACGAGAAAGCAUUUUAACAGAAUUGUCCAUGUGGACUGCUCCCUAUGGAAAAACAGAAGGACCAUACAGAGGGCAAUUGCAGAGGAGUUGAACCUUCACCACAUAAUGCCCAUAUUUGAUAGGCAGGAUGAAGAAGAUGAUUUCAGAGGGGUAGAUGAAAGCUCUAGAAAAGAGAUUGCAAGUAUCGGAAGUUUGAUUAAUCGGUCUCUAACGAAUGAAAGGUUUCUGAUCAUUUUUCGUUAUGAAGGAGAUGAAGACAUUGAUCUGAUAGAGUGUGGCAUUCCUGCUUUUGGUGAAGGUAAAUUGGUAUGGACCAAGGGUGGAAGAUUCUUUCAGGUCAAAGACAAACCGGGAGAAAUCAAGUUGUCCGCUUUUGAUGGUAUUGUAAUUACUUCCGAGUUCGAUUCGGGUAAAGAUGUAGAUUAUAUAUUGCACGAAGUUGCUGUUAGAAUGAUUGGUGACACAGGAAUGGAUGGCAUCAACCCAGAAACAGUUUUGGAUUGCUGCUUGUACUCAUUGUCCCUGACAGCACAGUUACCUGAAAAUUCUACUGGUGUUGGCUAUGGUUGGACUACUCAUGCUUGCAACUACUGGAUUUGUGAUGGAUUACUUGGAGAGGACAGAGCUUGGGAGGUUAGCAAUGUGUUGUAUGGAGUGAUACCAUUGUUGGACUGUUAUUCAUAUGGAAUUGGAGAAAUAAGAUAUUUGGCACCCUUUAUGGAUGAGCUGAUCAGUAAACGCUGGUGUUCAGUCACCUCCAAUAAAAAAGGAACAAAUCAUAUAUCUAAUGUUCCUCAUAGUGCAUCAUCAUAUUUCCUAACAUUUCAGGGUAAUGAUCCAGUAUAUGUACGUAAUGAUUUGUUUCAACUGGCCAGCAACAACCUUCGUGUGCUAAAACUCUGCAACUGCAGCUUCGAUUUUGCAUAUCCUCCUUUCCAGUGCUGUCAUAACCUAAGGUUCCUUUGGGUUGACCAUUGUGCAAACACAGGGAAGGAGCAAACUGGAGCGCCAAUUUUUCGGGACCUGUUGGUGUUUGACUUACGUUUCACAAAUUAUGUUUUGCUGCCUCAGAUGAUUGAGCUGAUGACCAAUCUCAGGGAGCUAAAUACAAAGGGAAUCCCAUGGAAGACUAUCAGUCCUAUUUGGAAAAAGCUGAAGAAGCUUCAGAAGCUCCGAUUAACAGAAUCUUCAGAUGUGGUCACGGUGGACAGUUGCUCUUCCGUAGAUAUGAUGAACCUGGAGCUCCUUGACCUGUCUGGAAACACUCACCUGAAAUCAUUGCCAACACUGUCAUUUGCAGGAAGCCUGAAGAUUCUUGUUCUUGACGGAUGUUCCAGCUUGGACCAGGUUGCACUUGCCAUGGAAAGAGCUCCUCCACUGCUUGAAAGUUUUAGCUUCGAUGGUUAUGGCCCAGCAGAGAAUUGGACUCAUUCCAUACAUCUGCCAGAAAAGGAAUUGCGCCUCAAGUCUCCUAUAGCUCCAGUUGAAAUACUCAAGGUGACUAAGAUCUCCCUAGAUGGCUGUGGUCGAUUGCAAAACCUUUUCUUGCGUGCAUUGCCCUGUCUGGAGGAACUGGACCUCUCUGGUACAGCCAUUAAAACACUUGACCUCCUCACAAUGGACGUCCCCAAACUCAAGAAGUUAUUUCUACUAGGCUGUGAGCAGCUUCGUAGCUUAAUCUGGCAUGGUUCACCUAGAUUAGAAGUGGUCCAUGUGGACACACAAAGGAAUGUUAGAUCAAUGAUCUCCUGUGGAGAACAGGGAUCCUUCGACAUUGAGGUAUGUAUUGCUUUUACGGAUGGAAGGUUCAUUUGGUCAUCAGCAAAGGGACUCAAUUACCAGACAGAAAACGUUCUCUCCGAGGUGUACCUUCUUAUCUCUUGUAUGAGCCGUAGCGAAGCCAACAUCACCAAAAGUAUCAAAGAGAUUGGCUCUAGUCGACAGGGUUUUGUAUCAACAAGGUCGUUUUUACCAUAUAAUGAUACUGCUCCUGCUAAAGAUGUAGCAUGCCCUUCUUUGGUGUGGAACUGUCGACCGCUUCAAACUUUGAACGUGCAUGUCGAGAUUGGUGAUGGAAGCUAUAAUUUAGAGAGUUUGCAAGAUGAAGUGGAUUUCAUAUUUUUCACAAGAACUGUUGAAUCGUUGCAUGUGCAUGACAAUUCCUCCAUCACUGUUAUUCCUCCAACGAAACAUGGGUUGUGGAGUAAACUAAAAUGGUGUCAUGUUGAGAGGUGUUCCAAGCUACAGUCUCUGUUUUGUUAUAGGCGUGUAUAUGAUGUCAGCUUUGCAUGUAUAAGGACAUUUUCAGCUUGUGAUCUUCUGUCUGCCUAUUUCAUAUGGGGUAAAGGCAUCAAUACUCAGGAUAGUACUCGUUGUUUCCAACAACUGCAGCACAUAUACCUGUACAAUUGCCCCAGGUUGGUGUUCGUCCUCCCAAUUUCCUUCACCUUGCCUAACUUGGAGACCCUCCAGAUCGCAUACUGCAGUAGCCUCCAGCAUGUUUUCCCAUUGGAUGAUGAGUACCCUGAGAGCAUAGCAUCUGGUGCCACAUUCAAUAACCUAAAGGAAAUCAAGCUACACCAUCUUCACAAGCUAGAGCAGAUAUGUGAGGCCAGAUUGACUGCACCUGCAUUGCAGGCGGUUGGCAUCAGGGACUGUUGGGCUUUCAGGCGUAUUCCGAUUGUAGCACAUGAAGGUCCUAAGCCGUUGGUGGACUGCGAGAAAGACUUGUGGGACAGCCUGGAGUGGGAUGGCCUGGAUGCCGGACAUCACCCAUCGCUCUUCGAAACACGCCACUCGGCGUACUGCAAGAAGACCCUUCCGAGGGGCUCCUAUUUAAGUUUGCAGUCCAAUGCAAACUGGGUUGCAGUUUCUGAAGUGCAAAUUGGGUUGCAGUUUCAGAAACGUGUUGCGCAGAACAGACACGGCAAACAGAACUGUAAAUUUAAACAUUCAAACUACGCGGAAGAUUAG